UUCAAAUGGCAAGAAACACAUUGUAGCUGUGAAAAGUAAAGGUGUGACAGAGAUGAUAUUAGAAUCUUGGGAAUUGUUGAUACUUCUAAUACAGUGUAUUGUAAAGUACACAGCUAUGCUUUCUUUACGUCAAAAAGCUGAGAUGCUAAUGAGAAGUACUGCAUUGAUUGAUGGGCACAAUGACCUGCCAUGGCAGCUAAGGAAGAGAGUACACAAUGAUCUUUCUGCAGUUGACCUUAGGACCUGGAAUGUUACUCAGACCAACAUUGAAAAGCUCCAGGCUGGUUUGGUUGGUGCUCAGUUCUGGGUUGCUUAUGUGCCUUGCAAUGCACAGAACAAAGAUGCAGUCCGUCAUACCUUGGAACAAAUAGAUGUCAUAAAAAGGAUGAUAGACAUGUUUCCGGAAGAUUUCCAACAGGCAACAACAGCUGAUGAAAUCAGGCAAGCAUUUAAUAGUAGUAAAAUAGCCAGCCUCAUUGGCGUGGAAGGUGGACAUGGAGUUGACAGCAGUCUAGCAGCUUUGAGAAUGUUCUAUGACCUUGGAGUACGUUACCUGACAUUAACACACGUCUGUAAUACACCGUGGGCAGAUACCAGCAGAGUGGACAGUGGCCUUGUGAAGCCUGGUGUCAAAGGAUUGUCUGAUUUUGGAAAAAAAAUUGUGAAAGAAAUGAAUCGUCUGGGAAUGUUGAUUGACCUCUCUCAUGUCUCCAAAGAUACAAUGCUGGCUGCACUUGAAGCAUCAGUUGCUCCUGUCAUUUUCAGUCAUUCCUCUGCAUUUGCUCUGUGCCAGAACUACAGAAAUGUCCAGGAUAAUGUUCUUCGUAAACUGACAAACAAUUCAGGGAUUGUGAUGGUGAAUUUUUAUCCCAACUUUAUUUCCUGUAGAGAAACUGCAACAUUAUCCCAAGUUGCAGACCACCUUGACCAUAUUAGAGAUGUCGCUGGUGCAGAUCAUGUGGGCAUCGGCAGUGACUUUGAUGGUUUUGAAAGGGGACCCACUGGUUUGGAAGAUGUUUCAAAAUUUCCUGAUUUGAUCGCUGAGCUUCUUUGGCGUAACUGGACUGAAAAUGAAAUUAAAAAGCUGCUUGGUUUAAACAUUUUACGAGUCCUUAAGAAAGCUGAAGAAGUAAGCCAGCAGCUUCAGAAAACCAAGACACCAUCAAAUGAUGUCAUUUCUCAGGAUCAGGUGCAGAGUGCAUGCAGGACAUUUCUUGGCUAUCCAUCGGCAGCUCCUCCCCAUCUCUGCACUCUUCAUAUUCUCAGCACGGUCAUGUUCAUUGCUUCCUUAAUAGUUAAACUUAUUAAUUAAAUGCAACAUUAAGAAUAGAUUAAUAGCACUUAAUGUACAGAGAUCACACCUAAAGAAGAUUAAUGCAAUAGUAGAGUUGGGCAAAAAAUAAAUUUACUCUGAAUAUAUGUCUUUGUAAUUAUAGACUCUAAGUGUCUGUACAUUAACUAGCCAAUCCAUACUUUGGUGGAAAAUCUCUUUAAUGCCUAAAGGUAUCUUUUUGAGACUGCUGUGUACACCUUGAUUGAGCUUAGAUCUUAUAAUCGGGUAGAUCUUGAGGUUAGCAGCAAAAUGAUAACAUUUAUUAUGCUGGGUGAUUCUGGAAUCCAGCAAGAGCAGCCAAUAAAAUGAGAACAAAAAGGAGUUUUUAAACUUUCAGUCUGUGAGAUCAACGCAAAAAAUUAAGAAAAUGUGCAAGUUAAUUUUAAAAACAUGAAAUUUUAAAAUAUUCUGAUUCAUCUGCAAAAGUUAGUUUUUGUGGUUUAAAGGUGUUCAGUGGUGAAUGAAGAAUUCAAGAGUGAUCUCUGCUACAGAUAAUGAAUGAAUCCUAAGUGACUCAGUUACCUAAUCCAGUGUGCAGAAAAAGUAGUGAGGAAAAUCCUUUUUGCUAAGAAAGAAAAUGUAUUCAAAGACACAAUUUACAUUAUUCAUUUUCUGCCACGGAAAUACUGCAGAAUUGUUAGAGAGUAAAAACAAUUUCUCCGAAGACAUUGACUUAAAGGAGGAUGAACUAGAUAGGGAAGGGUCAAACUCAAAGGUCAGGUUUUGUUGUCAAUCAUUUUCACAUAUUAUAAAAAGAGAGGUAUGGGGCAAAGCUGGGCAACAGAUAGAUGAGGUUAAUUUGUACAAAUGGGAACCAACACCAGACUGAGUUGCAUCCAGAAUCAGGUUAAAGUCAAUUACACGUAAAUUGAACUUACAGCUAAAAGUUGUGAAGAACAUUAAAAGCAGCAGGACAAGAUUCUUUAUUAAUAUAUGUAACAUUUUCUUGUCAAACCCCUACAUCAUAUAAUUCUUUUAUAAUUGUAAUAAUCUUGUUAUACUCUGUAAUUAUUCUUCAUUUAAUUAGUUAUAGUGUUACCUAAUUUCAAUAAACCUUUUA
This is a messenger RNA of Hypanus sabinus (Atlantic stingray), 2393 nucleotides long. RefSeq names its product dipeptidase 1-like. Gene Ontology annotation, biological process: proteolysis. The record is from RefSeq and is a predicted model, not a curated record. The transcript is spliced from 10 exons. NCBI's taxonomy places the organism in Eukaryota, Metazoa, Chordata, Chondrichthyes, Myliobatiformes, Dasyatidae. Gene Ontology annotation, molecular function: metallodipeptidase activity. The coding region runs from base 53 to 1312 and encodes 419 amino acids.